Molecule: messenger RNA, 1395 nt
Organism: Setaria italica (foxtail millet)
Lineage: Eukaryota; Viridiplantae; Streptophyta; Magnoliopsida; Poales; Poaceae
Exons: 4
Coding region: 230-1234 (334 amino acids)
Source: RefSeq, a predicted model, not a curated record
ACAUUUUGCUAAUCCACUGCCGUCAUAAUAAGAAAGUAUAAACACCUACCCCGUACUGAUCAGUUACCUGCUCCCAUUCAAGAACUGAUGGUCUGAUGCCAAGAUCAGGGAAACCCUUCUAUAUAUCCCAUUCAAGAACUGAUGCCAUGAUCACUAGCUGAUUCAUGCCAGAGCUCUGAUUAAGCCGGAGAGGCAAAUUGAACUAACCAAAUUAAGCUAGCAUUGGGCAAUGGGGUUCGGCGUGGUGUCCCUGCUCGACGCGGCGUUCCGGCGCGCGUUCACCUCCGCCGGCCUCCGCCCCGGCUCCGCCGCCGUGGACGCCGACACCACCGUCCACUUCUGGGCCCACCGCUCCCUACUCCUGCCUUCUUCGACGGCGGCGGCGACCACGGAUCAGCAGCGGCCGGUGGUGGUGCUCAUCCACGGCUUCGGCCCGGGCCCCACGUGGCAGUGGGCGGCGCAGGUGGGCCCGCUGUCCCGCCACUUCGACCUGGUGGUCCCCACGCUCCUCUUCUUCGGCGCCUCCCGCACGCGCGCCCCGGCCCGGUCCGAGGCCUCCCAGGCCGCCGCCGUCGCCGCGCUCCUCACCGGCGGGCGCCACCUCCCCGGCCUCGUCGGCCCCGGCCGCCCGGCGCUGCACGUGGUCGGCGCCAGCUACGGCGGGAUCGUCGCGUACCACCUGACCCGCGCGUUGCUGCAACACGGCGGCGGCGUGACGGUGGGGAAGGUGGUGCUCUGCGACUCCGACGUGACCAAGGGACCGGAGGACGACCGCGCCCUGGCGGCGAGGGGCGGCGUGGAGGAGGUGACGGAGCUGAUGGUGCCCGCGGACACCAAGGUGAUGCGGCGGCUGACGGCGCUCUCCUUCCACCGCCCGCCCAAGUACAUGCCCGAGUGCAUCGCCCGCGACCUCCUCCGGAAAUCCUUGGAGGACCGAAGAGAGGAGAAGAUCGAGCUCAUCAAAGGGAUGACCACGGCAGAAGGCUCCCAGCUUACUCCUCUGCCUCUGGAUGUGUUGAUCAUAUGGGGAGAGUUCGACCAGAUCUUCCCGCUGGAGAAAGCAUACAAAGUGAAAGAGAAGCUUGGGGAGAAGGCUACGGUGAAGUUGAUUCCGAACUCGGGGCACCUGCCGGCGCAGGAGGAGCCCAAGCUCUUCAACCCCGUCCUCCUCGAAUUCCUGCUGCAGCCUUCCAACUCCAACGGCAGCGCCACCGUCGCCACCGGUGUAGUGUAGCUGCAAAAUAGCUAGCUUUGGUCUGACGUGGCCCGGCUGGCUCGAGCUUGCAGCACGUUUGACGUUUCCACACAGUUACUGGGAGAGGGGGAAAGUCUAUGGGGGCAGUAUUUAGUAAUGCUAAUGCUAUUUAUAAACGUCUUUGUUACCUUGUUUUAUCA